CGGAGUCAGACUUUGUGAGAACCAGCCCAUCAACCCUCCUCGAUCCACUUCUCCAUCGUCAACGAUGUUCAGAUCCGCUGCUGCUCGCGCCGCUUUCAGGGCUCCUUCCGCUGCCCGCCAGAUCGCUCGCAGAUGGAACACCACUGCUGCUCCCGUCGAGCCCGUGCCCGUGAAGAAGGCCGGUUUCUUCAAGAAGGCGUGGAGGGCGACCUACAUCUCCGCCAUCGUCGGUGCCGGUGCUUUCGCGUACGUUAUCUACGAUGACCGUCACCCCGAGAACCAGCUUCCUGCCGACCCCAGCAAGAAGACCCUUGUUGUCCUCGGAUCUGGAUGGGCGUCCACUUCUUUGUUGAAGUCUUUGGACACUGAGAACUACAACGUCGUUGUUGUCUCUCCCCGCAACUACUUCUUGUUCACUCCUCUCCUUCCUUCCACUCCUACCGGUACCAUUGAGCUCCGCUCUAUCAUGCAGCCUAUCCGUCACAUCCUCCGUCACAAGAAGGCUGCUGUCAACUUCUUCGAGGCCGAGGCUACCGAGAUCGACCACGAGAACAAGAUCCUCAAGAUCCGCGACAACUCCGAUGUCACCGGUGACGUGAAGGAGAACUCCAUCAAGUACGACUACCUCGUCGUUGGAUGUGGUGCCGAGACCCAGACUUUCGGUAUCCCCGGUGUUGAGGAGUUCGGUUGCUUCUUGAAGGAGAUCUGGGAUGCCCAGAAGAUCCGUACCAGGAUCAUGGACUGUGUUGAGGCCGCUUUGUUCAAGGACCAGACUCCCGAGGAGAAGAAGAGGUUGUUGCACACCGUUGUCGUCGGUGGUGGACCUACUGGUAUUGAGUUCGCCGCUGAGUUGGCUGACUUCCUCGAGGAGGACUUGAGGAGGUGGUACCCCGAGAUCAAAGACGAUUACCAGGUUACCCUCAUUGAGGCCAUGACCAACGUUCUCCCCAUGUUCUCCAAGAAGUUGAUUCAGUACACCGAGGACACCUUCGCUGAGCAGAACAUCACCAUCCACACCAAGACCAUGGUCAAGAGCGUUGACGAGAAGUACAUCUCCGUCUCCGUCACCAAGCCCGACGGUACCUCUGAGCUCCAGAAGAUCCCUUACGGUCUUCUCGUCUGGGCCGGUGGUAACAAGCCCCGCAAGGUCGUCGUUGACAUCAUGAAGAAGUUGCCCGCUCAGAAGAACGCUCGUCGUGGUCUCUCUGUCAACGACUACCUCGUCGUUGAGGGUUGCGAGGGUAUCUGGGCGUUGGGUGAUGCUUCCCAGACCAAGUACGCUCCUACUGCCCAGGUUGCUGCCCAGCAGGGUGCUUACCUCGGUCGUCUCUUCAACUCCAUGGCCAGGACUCACUCCUUGGAGGCUGAUAUUGCCUACCUCCAGUCCCAGCUCGCCGUCACCCCCGUCGACGCCCCCGCCCGCGCCGGUCUCGAGGCUGAGUUGGAGGCCGUUGGAAAGGCCUUGUCUCGCACUAAGCAGAUGUCUCCUUUCCACUACUCUCACCAGGGUUCCUUGGCCUACAUCGGUUCCGACAAGGCUAUCGCUGACUUGCAGCUCCCCUUCAUGAAGGACUUGUUCUCCUCUGGUGGUGCCGCUACCUACCUCUUCUGGCGCUCCGCCUACGUUUCUAACUUGUUCUCUUUGAGAAACAAGACUCUUGUCGUUUUCGAUUGGGUGAAGGUUAAGAUGUUCGGACGUGAUGUUUCCCGCGAGUAAGCAUAUCCGAUACAAAAAUAGGCGGAUGGGGAUUGAUAUGAGGAAGGGGAUCGAAGAGGGUCGAUAAGAUGCAAAGAUUGCCGGUGCACGGGCAUGGCAUGGGAUGGAGUUUCAGU
Molecule: messenger RNA, 1833 nt
Organism: Saitoella complicata NRRL Y-17804
Lineage: Eukaryota; Fungi; Ascomycota; Saitoellomycetes; Saitoellales; Saitoellaceae
Product: FAD/NAD(P)-binding domain-containing protein
Exons: 2
Coding region: 65-1717 (550 amino acids)
Molecular function (GO): NADH dehydrogenase activity
Source: RefSeq, a predicted model, not a curated record